Molecule: messenger RNA, 2523 nt
Organism: Vitrella brassicaformis
Lineage: Eukaryota; Vitrellaceae
Source: the annotation of a GenBank genome assembly
GGAAACAUGUAUUGACACGCACACACACACAUGAAUGGUUCACCCACCCGCACGCACAUGAGCCACCGAGUCGACAGACAGACAGACAGACAGAGUGUCCUACCGUCGGUCGGUCCGUUUGUCUGUUCGUAAGUACUUAUUUACACAGGGACGGCAAGUGUGUUUUGUGGCUAUCCUCUCUAUCUCGCUGAUCGAAGCGAAUAUAUGAAUGCCAUCCACGAUAGACGGACCGACCACACUUUGGUUUGGGCACACGUGCGGAGCGAUCCCCUCCCUCCCUCCCUCUGCCAUUCACAGCAAACGAUCUAUCUGUCGGCCUUGGGCACCCACCGCACCUCCCUCCGUCCCCCUCUAUGUCUCCUUGUCCCCCUCCCCCGGUCUGACUCACGCGACCUCGACGUCGGACGGCUGGGCGCCGCCGGCCUCCUUGGGGCCGGUCCGCUCGACGCAGCGGCGGGCGCAUGCUUGGCCCCUUGGGGCUGGGGCGGCGGGGGGGUCGUGGGCUCGCUGUCGCUCGACGAGUCGGACUGGUCGAUGUGCAGGAUGUGGUUGCGGGCGGGCGACGAGGGGGCUGUGCACAGCGCCGUGGCGGCUGGUGGGGGCCAGGCUGAUGUGCCGUCGUCACUCGCCAACCAGGGGUGCGCCAGCGCCUCGGCAGCUGCAGACAAGACAAAACAAAACGAGACAUGCAGCGAUUGAUGCAUUGGUAGUCGUCUUAGUUAUUGACUUGACUAAGUCGAUCAACACACCGGAGGCCAUGCGCUGCUUCUUGUCUGCCGUCAGCAGCUUGCUGAUGAGGUCCGCCGCCUCAGCCGACACGCCGUCGCUUGGAAGGAAACGAGGCCCCUACAUGACCACACACACCAGAACCGACACAGACGUCAGUUUGAUGGAUGGAUGGCCUCUGUCUGUCUGUCUGUCUGUCUGUCUGUCUGCCGUCGUCCCUCCCUCCCUCACUGACCCUCUUCAUGGCCCGCAGGACGGCUGGCUCGAUGCUGCCGUCGUCGGGGACGGUGGCGGGGAUAUCGAACGGAAACCGGCAGGUCAGCAGAUAGUACCUGUAUGUGUGUGUGUGUGUGUCAGAGGAGAGAGGGAGGACACACAACACACACAAUAAGCAAACGACACGCCCAUCAGACUAUGCCGCUUGGGCCCUGUCUGCGCAUGUGUGUGUUUGAUUGUGUGUGGGGCGUACUUACAGUGAGACGCCGAUCGCCCAGAGGUCGCUGGCGGGGCUGUAGUCAAACCCUUCGAAGCACUCAGGGGCCUGCACACACACACACACACACAGACAGACAGUCAGAUGUGCAGGUUUGUUUAGGUGAGGCAGCUUUGCUUUGGUUUGCUUUGGUGUGUGCUGACUGACUGACUGACCAGAAACUGGGGCGUGCCGGCGAUCCGUGUGACCUUGGGGCUGUGUGGCGUGAUGAUGUUGUCGAAGUCGAUCAACAUAACGCGCUCGCCGGUCCUCAUUAUGUUUCUCAGCGAAACAUCCGCGUGCGUGAUCUGCAUAUAUUGAUUGCCACACAUACGCACAUAAAGACAGACCUUCAUGGAGACAGACAGGCUUGCAAGGGUGCCUUCCUUCCUCUCAGAGGACUUGUUGACGUACAUACGUACGUCGUGGGUGUGCAGCACUUGGAGGCCUCGCAAGGCCCCUUGGGCUAUGUGCCUGACCUCUCCCUCGCUCACGCGCCCGAGACCCAUGCAGUCGCCCCCGCCCACCCACUCCAUGACGAUGUACAGGUACUCGUGGUCCCUCAGGACCUCGCUGGUGUAACAGAGGUGGGCGGAGUAGGGCAGACGUAUGAGCCGCCGGUACUUGUCCAGGUACUCGGCCUCGGUGAACAGGGAGCUAGGGUACCUGCAGGCAGGCAGGCCAGAAAGAAAAGCCAUACAUACAAUCAGCAGUAAGGAUCAUCAAUCAAUACACACGGACGGACGGACGGGGAAGUAUAUAUAUAUAAAAGUGCUGUGCUGGCUGUUUGGUAAACAAACUUGGGUGCAUUCAUUCAUUCAUUUGUCCUUUCACCCAGCCAGAUAGAUAGCCAUUCAUUCACUAAUUACUCACGUGAAGGCGUCACGGGGGAAGGCCUUGACGGCCCAGAAGAGGCCGGGGAUGAACUCGUUAUCCACCUUGAACACAUAACCGUUCCUGUGAGUCAACAGACAGACAAACCGUCGAUGGAUGGAUGACACACAUAGACAUACACACACGCACUCUGUCUGUCUGUGUGUGUGUGUGGCUCACUUACGCGCCUUCGCCCGCCUCUCCGGCGUACUGGAAGCCGUUCUCAGCCAACAUAUGGCCGAAAUCGUCGUACGUCUGCAGCAUCACACACAGAAGGCAUGCAUGCAAGAGCCGCCAAUCAAUCAGCCAGCCGGCUGUCUCUCUGUCUGUCUGUGCCCCCCGCCAAGUGAACGUACCUUGGUCGUUCCGUCGUCAACAAGGUCGGCCUUGCCCUCAGGCUCAUCCCCUGUGGCCAACUUGGUCAUGCUAACGCCGCUCAGGCCGCACGGCAU